AUGCCAAGACCUGCCCCACGUUUCGCGAUGGGGCACAUGCUUCCUCAUCGAAGUAAUGUUGGUUCCCAAUUUUUGCAUACCCAAAGGCACGGAUCCCGGAGCACUUGGUACAAAAAACACUAUUUUUCCCUGCGUCCGUUUGCAAUCCAACGCCAUCACGGGACUACUCCCCGUAUUUUACUUGAUCGCAGUUUAUGGAAAUCUCUCUGGAUUACCAAAUUGCAACUACCAGAUAUUAACAGGUGGGAACGUGUUGUAAACAGCCAAAGGGUCACCGAAGAUCGUUAUGCUUUCGUGGAGGAAGAGGGUGUGAUGCACAAGGUGAACUGGGGUCUUUAUUGUGAACGGCUCGAAACAGAGUUGACUGUCACACAAGAGAGGCUUCCGCAACACACACUACUGAUGAAAGCAGCGCCUUCUAGUUGGAAAAAAUUGGAUAUCGAUAUUAGUGUUAUUCGUGGCCUAUCCUUACGUGAAGCAAUGGCACAGUGCAAACUUUCGUUGCGCAAAGGACACCAGAUUGUCUUCCGUGCUCUGGAGAUGGCGCAACAGGGAGCAGAGGCAAAGGGCCUUGACAAGGAGCAUCUACGCGUAGCUCACAUUUCAUGUUACCCUGGCCCAACUGACAAACAGAUUGAUAUUCGUAGCAAAGGCUAUUACGCCUGGAAGACAAAAAAGUCGUCUCAUUUGGUUCUUACUUUAGCUGAGGAUCCUGAGAUGGUGCUUCCUGACCGUACAUGCCUUCCGUAUUCUUCGCUAAUGUCAAUGAAGCGUGCCGGGCUUUCCGCCCAACCUACGGUAAUUGACGUACCCGCUAUUACUGCUGAGGGCAUUUAG
Molecule: messenger RNA, 837 nt
Organism: Trypanosoma brucei brucei TREU927
Lineage: Eukaryota; Euglenozoa; Kinetoplastea; Trypanosomatida; Trypanosomatidae
Exons: 1
Coding region: 1-837 (278 amino acids)
Biological process (GO): translation; ribosome assembly
Cellular component (GO): ribosome; large ribosomal subunit
Molecular function (GO): structural constituent of ribosome
Source: RefSeq, a predicted model, not a curated record